This is a messenger RNA of Owenia fusiformis, 600 nucleotides long. The record is from the annotation of a GenBank genome assembly. NCBI's taxonomy places the organism in Eukaryota, Metazoa, Annelida, Polychaeta, Sabellida, Oweniidae.
AUGGCGGCUUGUUUUUGCUGUUUCGGUCGCUGGAGCUCUUUAUUAAACGGCCCUGGCUUCAAUUCUGGACAUGUUCCCCUCAAAGAGCUUCCAACAGUGCAACUAGACACAGAGCAUAUGGGUCAGGACGCUGUCAUAGUAAAGAAUGGAAGAAGGAUAUGUGGAACAGGAGCAACUCUAGCUAAUGCCCCUAUUGUGCAAGACAAGGCCUACUUUGAAGUUAAAAUACAGUCUACAGGAAUCUGGGGUCUAGGAUUAGGGACAAGAAAAGUGAAUGUCAAUGAAAUACCACUUGGUUCCAACUCAGAAAGCUGGGUACUUAGACACAAUGGUUCAAUAGCACACAAUAACGAACAAAAAGCAAAACUUCCAGAACACCCCUCGGAAGGUGACAUAAUAGGUGUCGCUUUUAAUCAUAUAGAGAUGAACUUCUACAUGAAUGGCAAACCCCUGAAUACACCUAUCACUGGGGUUAAAGGAACUGUAUAUCCAAUAGUUUAUGUGGACGAAGGUGCAAUAUUAGAUGUGUUUUUCGACAAUUUCUACCACUCACCACCUGAUGGAUACACUGAAAUUUUAGUGGAGCAGUCAUUAUUAUAG